AUGCAGUCCCAAAGUCAACAGCAUGCUGCUUCGGCCGAUUCUGGUCAAGCUCCUCAGACCCAGCCUGGCCAAUUUGCUCAAGAUUCUCAUGCCCCUUUUGCUGCUGGGUACCAGCAGAACGGGUUUGCCAGCCAGCCGGAGGGUUAUCAUGACGGUUCUGCUCCUCUUCAAGCAGGUCUGAAAUUUCAGAACCAGCGUUCCGGCCCCAAGUACAGCACCCUCAAGGGUAACAUGCCGUUCACAAUGCCCCCAAACUUGGACCUGUCCGGGCCCAAUCGUGCACCCUACAAUGGCCAGUUUGUCCUCUUCCCCAGCGGGCCAAUGUUGAACGGCAUUCCUCCUAUUUCGUCUUUCAAUCCCACUCCUACCCUCGGACCAAACCAGCUUGGCCACCUUCCGUAUCUUCCAGCUAUGUAUCCAAGUGUCAGUCCCAACUUUCCUAUGGGGCCAGCAACAAUGCAGGGAUAUCCGUUUCCUUUCGUGGCAGACAACAAUCUGCAGAAUCUGGCUGGCCAGAAGCGGAAUGGUUGGAUCGCUAGCGAGAAUCAGAAGGUAACUGCCCAAUCCACCUCUGAAACUCCUGGCAACCAGUGUGAGUUCUAUCCUGGACCGGCUGUCUCCACCAUGGAUGGUUCCUCUAUUCCACUUCUGAACUACAACGGCCUUGCGCAACCAUGUCUCCCUUACCAGGUGAUGAAGACGCCCAAUGGCUACAUGCUCCAGGACCUGGAGGGUAUCACUCAACAGGAACCUCCGAUCCCGAGGGCCGUUCCCGCCAUGUGGACUAACCCUUCGGAAGUGACGCUCGCAAAAUGCCUCGAGAACCGCGAAGGUAUUACCAACGUCUACAUCAGAGGAUUCUUGCCACAGACCACGGACGAGAUGCUGCAUUCUUAUGCUGCCCGGUUUGGGAAGAUUGAUCGUUGCAAGGCGAUUGUGGAUCUGGACACGGGGCUUUGCAAAGGAUUCGGUUUUGUCCAGUUUUACAAUUUCGAGUCAUGCGAGAACUGCAUCCGGGGCUUUUUUUAUCUUGGAUAUCAAGCAAGUUUUGCACAAAAAUCUCGCAAUUCGCGCCUGAAGGAUCUUGAGGACAAGACCUCCACCAACAUCUAUUGCACUAACAUUCCGAUCACUUGGACUGAGGCUGACCUUCGACAUCAUUUCGAGCCGUACCGUGUUGUCUCCGAAAAGAUCAGCCGUGACGAGAAAACUGGCGUUAGCAAGGAGGUAGGCUUCGCUCGUUUCGAGACACGUGAAAUCGCCGAGAAAGUGUUGGGUGAAUUCCACAACAUCGCCAAAAAUGGGGUGAAAUUGCUGCUCCGGUUCGCAGACACGAAGGCACAAAAGAUGUUGAAACAGCAAAGCAACGAGCGCCGUGCAUACCGUGCUGGAGAGUACAACUACUCCGUUGAAGUGGUGCAGGGCUCUACUCCAUCGCCUUCUCUGCACCGUCUCCAGCAGACCGCCAAUCAUCUCAGCCCUAACUCCCAGGUCAGCUAUCCAUCGCCGGUCGGAGUAGGUUCCACUUGGACUCCUGCGACGUCCAUCUCCCCGUCGUACCAGUUCAUGAAAAAUCCGGCUAGCAACAUGCCUUUCAGCUCAUGGUCAACCAGGAACAGUCCAGCAACUUGGGAGACCACCCCGUUAUAUCAUGGACGACUCUAUGACCGUCAUGCCAUUCCAAACAAUGCUUCUGCCAGCUCCUCCAAGACAGUUAUGCCCAGCACUCCGUGCGUCAAGGCUCGGUCUCAAGGCUCCAGUCCCCAGAAGGAGAACAUGGACGUUGAUUCUCUGUCUCCCAUCUCCCCCUGCAAGGAUGCCCUCAUGACUUCUCCAAGGUCUGUUCUCUGA
Messenger RNA from Aspergillus lentulus, 1851 nucleotides. Its product is annotated as sporulation-specific protein 5. Gene Ontology annotation, molecular function: RNA binding. The record is from RefSeq and is a predicted model, not a curated record. Lineage: Eukaryota; Fungi; Ascomycota; Eurotiomycetes; Eurotiales; Aspergillaceae.